AAUGGACAAAACCAACCGCCGCAACACUCGUAAUUGAUACCAAUUUUUCAAGCACACGAAAUUAACAGGGAGAAGACCAGACAAAGCAAACUCCAGCCGGUCUGUCCACGUGUCUUUCGGUGACUGGUCCGUGUAAAUUUCACGCAUUUCCAGGUGUGAUAGACAGCGCGUUUAGAAGUUGCUCCUCCCUAUAGAGAUUCCGCGGGAGAGGUUAUUGUUAUUAUUAUGAUUAUUUUCAGCAUCACAGCACAAAAAAGUGAAAAAAGUAAACGACUUUAUGGUUUUCGCCUCUAUAAAUAAAAGCAUACAAUCAACCCCCAGUUUUCAUCAAGCAUUGUUUUCUUCCAAGACUUUUAGACCUCACAUUAAGGAAAAAGAAAAGUUUUGGAGUGUCCGUUUGCAACUUUCUUGGAUUUUAUCAGUCUCUUUGGUGGAAUUGUUUGUUAUAUCAGAACUUUGAAGGCUUUACUCAAAUGGAUUCUUUGAUUCUCUAAGGUCUCUUGAAUUCUAUCUAUUGAUACACACACAAAUGGCCAUAAAGAAGAACGGGUUCAUUCCAAGCUGUGCCCCAGAGGAACUGAAGAAAGUUCUGAAAGCAGUGGCAUCCGAGUGGGGAGAUAUGAUAAAAGAUAUGGAAGAAUUUCACGUGGUUCCGUUGAAAGGAGCUCUGACCAACGAGGUUUUCCAGAUAAACUGGCCGACAAAACAUGGCGAUCUUCAUCAGAAAGUGUUGGUCCGGGUUUAUGGUGAAGGUGUGGAGGUGUUUUUCAAUAGGGACGAUGAGAUUAGGACCUUUGAGUGCAUGUCCAAGCAUGGGCAAGGACCUAGGCUUCUCGGUCGCUUUCCAGAUGGAAGGAUUGAGGAGUUCAUUCAUGCCAGGACACUCUCUGCGGCCGACCUCCGUGACCCUGAAAUAUCUUCCCUUGUAGCAGCCAAAUUAAGAGAGUUCCACAAUCUUGACAUGCCUGGUCCCAAGGAUGUACUUCUCUGGAAGCGAUUGAGGACAUGGCUUAGUCUGUCAAAGAAAUUCUGUUCCCCAGAAGCCGCAAAAGAGUUCGGCUUGGAUAUUCUCGGAGACGAAAUCAGCAUCCUAGAGAAAGAGUUAUCACAGGGCUAUCAAGAAAUCGGGUUUUGUCACAAUGAUUUGCAAUACGGUAACAUAAUGAUGGAUGAAGAAACAAGAGUAAUUACCUUAAUCGACUACGAGUAUGCAAGUUACAACCCUAUUGCUUAUGAUCUUGCAAAUCACUUUUGUGAGAUGGCAGCAAAUUAUCAUUCUGAGACACCCCAUAUUUUGGACUUUAGCAUAUACCCUGAUACAGAUGAGCGACGAAGAUUCAUCCGUGCAUAUGUAGCAUCUUCAGGUAAUGAACCCAGUGAUGCUGAAGUGGAGCAGCUACUUGUUGAUGCAGAGAAAUACACUCUUGCUAAUCAUCUGUUUUGGGGCUUAUGGGGAAUAAUCUCGGGUCAUGUAAACAAGAUAGACUUUAACUAUCUGGAGUAUGCAAGGCAGAGGUUUCAGCAGUACUGGUUUAAGAAAACCCUUGCGCUUGAGUCCCUCACUCUUUAAGGCAGCCUAAGCAUGGAUUGCCGCAGGGUUAACAAGGAACAGCUAUAGGUUUACACAGUAUUACUUAGAAUAAACCUAGCCUGUUGAAGGGGUUGGUGAAAAAGAAUAUGUAAAUAACUGUUGUAAGGUUACUUCUUCCAUGAGUGUAUAAUCACUUUUGAAGUAUUGUCUAUUUAAUGAUUCAAAUUCUUCUAUGUUCUUGUAUUUUUUUUUCUUUUUUUGGUGAAAACUAAAACAAAAUUACAUCAAAUCAAUUAUUAAGAGACACUAGAAA
This is a messenger RNA of Gossypium arboreum, 1844 nucleotides long. Its product is annotated as probable choline kinase 1. Gene Ontology annotation, molecular function: ethanolamine kinase activity; choline kinase activity. Bases 530 to 1570 code for a protein of 346 amino acids. The transcript is spliced from 9 exons. Gene Ontology annotation, biological process: phosphatidylcholine biosynthetic process; phosphatidylethanolamine biosynthetic process. The record is from RefSeq and is a predicted model, not a curated record. Gene Ontology annotation, cellular component: cytoplasm. NCBI's taxonomy places the organism in Eukaryota, Viridiplantae, Streptophyta, Magnoliopsida, Malvales, Malvaceae.